Messenger RNA from Cricetulus griseus (Chinese hamster), 2671 nucleotides. The record is from RefSeq and is a predicted model, not a curated record. Lineage: Eukaryota; Metazoa; Chordata; Mammalia; Rodentia; Cricetidae.
AGCGCGCUGCGGUGGUUGAGUUCCAAUUCCGCGGGGAGGGACAAAGGCAUCUGCGAGCUGCAGGCAACGCCCGAUCGGACCUGGUGGUGCGCUCGCCACUGUCCUCCGUUCCCUGCCUUGCACCUAGGACUUACUCCUCUGUCAGGAGCGAGGAGGUGGCCACAGGACCCAGGCCUGGCAAGGCCUGAGGGCCCGAGGCUGUCUUCUGAAGGGAGUGGGGGAAGGGCGCGCCUGAGGUGAUUCGGGAGAGGGUGUGUCUUGUGAGGUGUUUCUGUGGGCCACUGUGAGUAAUUUCACUCACCACCUGUGGUGAUUGUGGCAUAAUAGCAAGCUGUGUUGGGACGGGCGUGGGAAAGGAAAUCGUCAGUCAGCACCAAGGACCUUUCAGUUGGGAAGCGGUGAAGCGGGAAAUAGCAUCCACUCCACCGCACUGUCCAGUAGAACACCUACCUGAGGAGCCUGGUGUCUUCGGUGGUCAUGAAGUCUCCCGUGGUAAUGACGUAGGUGAACCGUCAGCUUUAUGACAGAAGUAGGCCAAUUUCCUGAUUCUUUUCAGGAAACCUAGGAGAACAGAAAAGGACUCGAAGAACGUGAAGAUGAAGCUCCAAUAAACUGCCGACUUUGAAGACCGUACAGAACCAUUCACUUUUGACGCGUAGGAAUUGCAUGAAGGAAGCUUGACCUUCACAGCUCUUAAGGACUGUAGGUUUAGGAUGUAGUUCUUAACAAAAUAUUACACAUAGUCACUGAAAUACUUAAAUUACUUGCAAUUUCAAAUAUCUGACUAUAUUUUGGAUAGAUUAUUAGGGAAGUUUUGUUUUAUGUGUCACUAAGAAGCACAAAUUUACCCUUUACUGGACAGAACCCUGGGGAAAUCUAUUCUGAUAUAUGUACUUCCCUGUUAACGAUUAAAGACUGAAGACUCAUUGCAGUCAUGGCCUUCACCAAUUACAGCAGUCUCAACCGAGCUCAACUAACCUUUGAAUAUCUGCACACAAAUUCAACCACUCAUGAAUUCUUGUUUGGUGCUCUUGCUGAACUGGUUGAUAAUGCAAGAGAUGCUGAUGCCACCAGAAUAGACAUUUACGCUGAGAGAAGGGAAGACCUUCAAGGAGGAUUUAUGCUUUGCUUUUUGGAUGAUGGAGCAGGAAUGGAUCCGAGUGAUGCUGCCAGUGUGAUCCAGUUUGGGAAGUCAGCCAAACGAACCCCUGAGUCUACCCAAAUUGGGCAGUAUGGCAAUGGAUUAAAAUCGGGCUCAAUGCGCAUUGGGAAGGAUUUUAUCCUCUUCACUAAGAAAGAAGACACCAUGACCUGCCUCUUCCUUUCUCGUACCUUUCAUGAGGAAGAAGGCAUUGAUGAAGUGAUAGUUCCAUUGCCUACCUGGAAUGCUCGAACACGGGAACCUGUCACAGACAAUGUGGAGAAGUUUGCCAUUGAGACAGAGCUCGUCUACAAGUAUUCUCCCUUCCACACUGAGGAGCAAGUGAUGGCUCAGUUCAUGAAGAUUCCCGGGAAUAGUGGAACACUGGUGAUCAUCUUUAAUCUCAAGCUCAUGGACAAUGGAGAGCCGGAACUAGACAUAAUCUCAAACCCAAAAGAUAUCCAGAUGGCAGAGACCUCCCCAGAGGGCACGAAGCCAGAGCGACGCUCCUUCCGAGCCUAUGCUGCUGUGCUCUAUAUUGAUCCUCGGAUGAGGAUCUUUAUUCAUGGACACAAGGUGCAGACCAAGAGACUCUCCUGCUGCCUGUAUAAGCCCAGAAUGUACAAGUAUACAUCAAGCCGUUUCAAGACUCGAGCAGAACAGGAAGUGAAGAAAGCAGAGCAUGUAGCACGGAUUGCUGAAGAGAAGGCCCGGGAGGCAGAGAGCAAAGCUCGGACAUUAGAAGUACGCAUGGGUGGAGACCUGACACGGGACUCUAGGGUAAUGUUGCGGCAGGUCCAGAAUACAGCCAUCACCCUGCGUAGAGAAGCUGAUGUCAAGAAAAGGAUCAAAGAUGCCAAGCAGCGAGCACUCAAAGAACCCAAGGAACUGAAUUUUGUUUUUGGGGUCAAUAUUGAACAUCGGGACCUAGAUGGCAUGUUUAUCUACAAUUGUAGCCGUCUGAUCAAGAUGUAUGAGAAAGUGGGCCCACAGCUGGAAGGGGGCAUGGCAUGUGGUGGGGUUGUUGGGGUUGUUGAUGUGCCCUACUUGGUUCUGGAGCCUACACAUAACAAGCAGGACUUCGCUGAUGCUAAGGAGUACCGGCAUCUACUUCGAGCAAUGGGGGAACACUUGGCACAGUACUGGAAGGACAUCGCCAUUGCUCAGCGUGGAAUCAUUAAGUUUUGGGAUGAAUUUGGCUACCUUUCUGCCAACUGGAACCAACCCCCAUCCAGUGAGCUUCGUUUCAAACGUCGGAGGGCUAUGGAAAUACCAACCACUAUCCAGUGUGAUUUGUGUCUGAAAUGGAGGACCCUCCCCUUCCAGCUGAGUUCAGUAGAAAAAGAUUAUCCUGAUACUUGGGUUUGCUCUAUGAACCCCGAUCCUGAGCAGGACCGCUGUGAAGCUUCUGAACAGAAGCAGAAGGUUCCCUUGGGGACAUUAAAAAAGGACCUAAAGACACAGGAAGAAAAGCAGAAGCAGCUGACAGAGAAAAUUCGCCAGCAACAGGAAAAGCUAGAAGCUCUUCAG